Priapulus caudatus is the source of this 1386-nucleotide messenger RNA. RefSeq lists its product as uncharacterized. Lineage: Eukaryota; Metazoa; Priapulida; Priapulimorpha; Priapulimorphida; Priapulidae. The record is from RefSeq and is a predicted model, not a curated record. Gene Ontology annotation, molecular function: ubiquitin-protein transferase activity. The coding region runs from base 1 to 1386 and encodes 461 amino acids. The transcript has 8 exons.
AUGUGGCCACCCUCGAUACAUGGACUGGAGCAGCAGUCAAAAUUGCUGCAGGCCAAGGAGCUGUCCACGAUCCAACCCAGAUGUCAGCUGCUGAAGUUUCCCAUACUGACAUGGCAGCAUGUGGCACAUCUACUAGUGUCUAACUUUAUAGACCUGACAGAUCCUGAUGAAGAGGAAAUGAUUAUGCUGAUUGAUGAUGACGACCAAGAGAUGGCAGAUAUUCUAGCUGCUCAACAUAACAGCAUGUUAACACUAAAUGAGUUCCAGCCAUCUAACCUUGAAGAGGUCCUGAGGAUUCAUAAAGCAUUAACUUUUGCUGUCCGGCGUAAGCACAUUAUGACUGAUGCGUUCAGACGCCUGCAGCAAAUUCCUGACCCACACAUCUUUAAAACAAAGUCUAUAAAGAUAAUCUUCGUCGGAGAGCCUGCUGUUGAUGAGGGUGGCCCAACUAGAGAAUUUUUCACCGAGGUUUUCAGGUCAAUCAGAAAGUCGUCAUUGAUGACAGACCGUGAUAACCUCAGUCACAACGUGCUGCAUCUCUCUAAACAGCACUACAAGUUAGUUGGGCAGCUAAUAGCACUCUCGAUCAUGAACAGUGGCCCAAAUCCACUUCUGUUCUGCAGGCCAACUGCAGAACAUAUUCUGAAUUCUGGCCAGCUGUCAGAGGAUUUGAGCAUUGAAGAUGUAUCUGAUGCACAGCUCAGAGAACAUUUGCUAAAGAUUGCCAACAUGGAAAAUGAGGAGGAAUUUGUCAAUUAUGUAGAACAGCACCUGGAACGACGCCAUGACAUCGGCUAUUCAAAAGUGUUGUCGCUACAGGACAAAUCUGACUUAUCACUCCAUCUGAUAAAAGAUGACGUGAUUUGUCGCUGCAGUGCAGAACUACAACAGUUGGAUGAAGGGCUAACAUGUUUAGAUGUUUUACCAAUGAUGCGCAGACAUCCAAGCAUGUUCCUGCCUGUAAUGAUGAAGACUACUGAGCCUCUCGCUGCAACAGACAUGGGUCGGCUCUUCACCCCAGUCCACAGUGUGGAAGGGUCAAAUAAGAGAGAGGCAGAGGAGGAGAUCAUGGUUAACUGGUAUAUGCUGUUAGAAGCACUGAAUGAUGGCGCAGUAAACAAUAUGAAAGGGGAUGAGACGAUAACAAUGUCUAUGACAGACCUGCUAAUGUUUGUCACUGGAAUGGAAUCUUUGCCGAUAGAGGGAUUUUCUCCAAGUAAUCCGGAAAUACACUUUGAUCAUGUAACAACACAGAGGAAAAUUACCGCAAACACAUGUGGACUGAUCCUGUCCAUUCCAGUGAAUGCAAAUACUAUAUCAGCUGAACCAUUCCAGCAAGAAAUGCUGGAAGCUGUCGUCAAUGGCCAAGGAUUUGGACAGCCAUAG